Pogona vitticeps (central bearded dragon) is the source of this 3099-nucleotide messenger RNA. Lineage: Eukaryota; Metazoa; Chordata; Lepidosauria; Squamata; Agamidae. The record is from RefSeq and is a predicted model, not a curated record.
CGGCGAGUCGUCGGGGCAGAAACAGACCGCCGCCCCCUCCGUUAAGCAGGGCGAGGUGGUUGCUCAGGCAGCCGGGCUUAGAGUCUCCUGAAAGGGCACCAUGAUGGAUUGGUUGGUUGCCAGAGACCGGGAGAGGUGGUGGUCGGACUGGGUGCCACCGAUAUUAAAAUAGCGCGCCUGAAUUGGGGUACUGUGCACCUUCACAUGUGGGGCAAGUCUCGGGCAGCAAAGCCACCAGCAUCCGAAUAAAACGUGUAUGGGAGUGAACUGGCAGUGUCCUAAAAGCUGUAGGAUCCAGGAAGCUUUGUAUGGACAGGGCUGCGUUUUCAUAUUCUGCUGUAUCUGAAUAGUAACCGCUUGUCCUUGUUGGAAAUCCAUUUUCUUUGAGGUCUGUCCUCCAGCCAGAAACAGUCUCAUCUGGACAUUGCAAAACCUAUUACUGUUGAUAUUACCUGUCUCUAGAUUUGUACCUCACUCUUGAGAGACUGCAAGGUUUGCAUGAUGGAAGUUACAUUUACACAAGGGAGGCCACAUGUUUUGGAGGAGUACUGCUGACAUUUUCUGCAUCCUGCUGUGCCCUGGUGUGGUGGUCUUGACUUGAUUGCCUAAAGACAACAUAAAAUGGAUCUCAAGGAAAGCUGCCCAAGUGUUAGCAUCCCAAGUUCUGAUGAACACAGGGUGAAGAAAAAAAGAUUUACUGUGUACAAAGUUCUGGUUUCAGUUGGGACUAAUGAAUGGUUCGUCUUCAGGCGAUAUGCUGAGUUUGAUAAACUGUACAAUACACUAAGGAAACAAUUUCCCACUAUGAAUUUGAGGAUUCCAGCUAAAAGAAUAUUUGGAGAUAAUUUUGAUCCAGAUUUCAUUAAGCAGAGAAGAGCAGGCCUAAAUGAAUUCAUUCAGAAUUUAGUACGACAUCCAGAACUCUGCAAUCACCCAGAUGUCCGAUCAUUUCUUCAGAUGGAUAAUCCAAAGCACCAGUAUGAUCCAUCUGAAGAUGAGGAUGAAAGAAACAGUCAAAAGCAGCUAAUCUCUACCUCACAGAAUAUCAACCUGGGCCCAUCUGCAAAUCCUCAUGCCAAACCAACAGACUUCGAUUUCCUAAAAGUUAUUGGGAAAGGCAGCUUUGGCAAGGUUCUUCUUGCAAAACGAAAACUGGAUGGGAAGUUCUAUGCGGUUAAAGUGCUUCAGAAAAAAAUUGUUCUCAACAGGAAAGAGCAAAAACAUAUUAUGGCUGAACGCAAUGUGCUGUUGAAAAAUGUGAAACAUCCAUUUUUAGUUGGAUUGCAUUAUUCAUUCCAAACCACAGAGAAGCUUUACUUUGUACUGGAUUUUGUUAAUGGAGGGGAGCUCUUCUUUCAUUUGCAAAAAGAACGUUCCUUUCCUGAGCACAGAGCCAGGUUUUAUGCUGCUGAAAUAGCCAGUGCUUUGGGCUACCUCCACUCCAUAAAAAUUGUGUACAGAGAUUUGAAACCAGAAAACAUUCUUCUAGAUUCAGUGGGACAUGUUGUCUUAACAGAUUUUGGGCUUUGUAAAGAAGGAAUUGCUAUUUCAGACACCACAGCAACAUUUUGUGGGACACCAGAGUACCUGGCCCCAGAAGUGAUCAGAAAACAACCAUACGAUAACACAGUAGAUUGGUGGUGCCUUGGAGCUGUUCUCUAUGAAAUGCUAUAUGGUCUGCCUCCUUUUUACUGUCGUGAUGUUGCAGAGAUGUAUGAAAAUAUUCUUCACAAACCCCUACACUUAAGGCCAGGCAUCAGUCUUACUGCAUGGUCCAUUUUAGAAGAACUUUUGGAGAAAAACAGACAAAACAGACUUGGAGCUAAAGAAGACUUUCUUGAAAUUCAAAGGCAUCCUUUCUUUGAAUCUGUCAACUGGACUGACCUUGUACAAAAAAAGAUCCCACCACCUUUUAAUCCUAAUGUGUCUGGUCCAGAUGACAUCAGGAACUUUGAUGCAGCAUUUACAGAAGAGAAUGUACCCUAUUCAGUUUGCAUUUCUUCUGACUAUAAUAUUGUAAAUGCCAGUGUGCUUGAAGCAGAUGAUGCAUUCAUUGGAUUUUCUUAUGCACCACCUUCUGAAGACUUAUUUCACUAAGACUUCUGGAGAUAAGAAAUACAUCACAGAUCAUCUUUAAAUGGACUAAAAUGUUUUGAUUGUGAAUAGCUUUUCUUUGACAAUACGUGCAACUAGUGCCUCAUUUGAUAUGUUGAACAAACUUUAUCUGCUGUAAUUAUGAGGAAUGUGGGCAUUUUGGAUUACUUAGACUGUUACACCUUCUGCACAAAAAUAUUUUUAGAAUAAAUGUAUUUAGUUAACUUUCUUAAUCUUGAGACUUUUUCUAAGAAAAGACACUGACUGUUUCACUCCAGUUUACAUUAGCAUAUCCAUAUUGGCUGUCUCUAAUAGCAGCACGCUUUAACACAUUUAAAAGCCUUUAUAACUAUGUUGACUUUGUUCUUGAAAUGGCAUUAUGCAACUAUUUUUGUAUAUUAUUGUUUAAAAAAAGAUAAUCUUAUCCAGUACAGAUUUGAAGGCUAGUCAGUUUAUUGACAAUGCAUUCCUCUAACUUUCUAGAUAUGCCACCUAUAGUCAUGGUGGACACAGAAGUAUGGUUAAAGGACCAGUUUACUGAGAAAUAUGAUUCAUUCCUGUUGUAAAACCUAAAAAUAUACUCCCUAGGUUAGGCCAGGGUGGAACAAAUUAGCCUUAAAUAUUUCUUGAUAACAUGUCUCUUAUGACUGUAGUUUUGUUCCUCUUCUUGUAGAAGAAGCUACGUAAUGUUUUUUUCCCAAAGAAAUAGACGGAAAAAAAAAAACAUUUGUAGAAGGGAAAUUUACUUCUUGUAUUUAGAAAACUAAUGUAUUACAAUCUGAUUGUAUUAAAACUCUUACACUAUUGUGAUUGGGAUUUCAGUUAGUUUUUGCUUGAUAAAGAAAACUUUCCACAAACAGUUUGCAGAAAGACUGGCCAGAAUAGACAACUGUUGUGACAUAUCUAUGUAUGCUAAAUAAUGUUGUGAGAAUUUGUGGGUCUGAAAGGUUGGGGCAAAAUAAAGACUUCUCAAAGGAAUGAAAACAAAUUUACCAUCUGAAGCAC